CUAGCCUGUAAUAUCAUUUCAUUGUCUUCUCCGAACAUUCUAACAUUUUCUUGGGGAAACAUUUCUAAUCUUUUUUGACUUGUCUCUCCCUUUUGUUGAAGAGGACGACGGCUCUUCCUCCGAUGGCGCCGCGUCUUUUAUCCUGUUUCGGCGUCAAAGGAUCCUCAACUUCCACCACCGCAAAAGGCAUCUCAGGACACAACGCUGCCGUCGCAGCUGCGGAUGUUCCCGCCGGUGACGGACCUGUUCUCGUUCAGCUCUUCUCAUCUCAAGGAUGUAAGACUUCUCCUGAGGCAGAGAUGCUCGUGUCCCGCCUUGGCCGUGGAGAUUUUAACGGUCAGAUUCGUCGUGAAGGUGGAUCUGGUUCUCCGGCGAUGGUACUUGUUUUCCACGUUGAUUAUUGGGAUUACUUGGGGUGGAAGGAUCCGUAUGGAUCGAGCCAAUGGACGGUGAGGCAGAAGGCUUACAUCGAGGCGUUGAAUCAAGAUACGAUGUUCACUCCUCAGUUUGUGGUUCAAGGCCGCGUCCAGUUCCUAGGCAAUGAGGAGGAGACUCUGCUUAAGUCUAUCGUCGAAGCGCCUAGGUUUCCUUCUCCGGCGUUUCAGGCAACAUUCCAAAGACCAACCUCAGAAACACUUCAAGUAUCUCUAACAGGAGCUUUGAGGAUGAAAGUAGACUCGAACGGGAUCGAUAUAAUGGUGGCGUUAUACGAGAACGGACUAGUGACUGAUUGCCCUCGAGGAGAGAAUUCGGGAAGAGUCUUGUCCAAUGACUACGUUGUAAGAAAGCUAGAAAAGUUAUGCACCGUUAAAGAUUUAACGGCCAAGAAAACGGUCUCCGGGACGGCUCAUUUCACGGUGUGGGAUGGAUUCAAUAGUGCUAAAUGUGGAGUCGCUGUUUUUCUUCAGAACCCAUCUCUUCAAAUUUUUGGUACGCAGAGUUUUCAAUUGCCUGAUGAGAUCUGACAAUAUGCAUACAAAAGUUCUGAUCAAUCUAUUUAUAAAAAAAAAGACAUUUGCCCUUUUGUAAGGAAAUAUUUGGUUUAUUAAAUCAAAUGACUUUUUAAAACGGUGACAAGUGACGAACAUUUAGUAUUUCCGAUAUGUCUUAGUUCGAUGCUCUCAACGAAGAAUAUUUGUUUCAAUGUAAAAUUAUCAACUCGAAAGAUCAGAUUAGUCAUUUGACCAUGC
This is a messenger RNA of Eruca vesicaria subsp. sativa (arugula), 1190 nucleotides long. The record is from the annotation of a GenBank genome assembly. Lineage: Eukaryota; Viridiplantae; Streptophyta; Magnoliopsida; Brassicales; Brassicaceae.